Ailuropoda melanoleuca (giant panda) is the source of this 753-nucleotide messenger RNA. RefSeq names its product 40S ribosomal protein S4-like. NCBI's taxonomy places the organism in Eukaryota, Metazoa, Chordata, Mammalia, Carnivora, Ursidae. The coding region runs from base 3 to 746 and encodes 247 amino acids. Gene Ontology annotation, cellular component: cytosolic small ribosomal subunit; ribosome. The record is from RefSeq and is a predicted model, not a curated record. Gene Ontology annotation, molecular function: RNA binding; structural constituent of ribosome. The transcript has a single exon. Gene Ontology annotation, biological process: translation.
CCAUGGUUUGUGGUCCCAAGAAGCAUCUGAAGUGUGCAGCAGCUCCAAAACAUUGGAUGCUGGAUAAACUGACCAGUGUGUUUGCCCCUUACCCAUAUGCUGCUCCCCAUAAGCUGAGAGUGUGUCUCCAUCUCAUCAUUUUCCUAAGGAACGGACUUAGGUAUGCCCUAACAGGGGAUGAAGUAAAGAAGAUCUAUGUGCUGUGUUUUAUUAAGAUUGAUGGCAAGGUCCAAACUGAUAUAACCUACCCUGCUGGUUUUAUGGAUGUCGUCAGCACUGACAAGACUGGGGAGAAUUUCCAUCUGAUCUAUGACACCAAGAGUCGUUCUGCUGUUCAUUGGAUUACACCUGAGGAGGCCAAGUAUAAGUUGUGCAAAGUGAGAAAGAACUUUGUGGGGACAAAAGGAAUCCCUCAUCUGGUGAUCCAUGAUGCUCCUACCAUCCACUGUCAUGAUCACCUCAUCCAGGGGAAUGACACCAUUCAGAUUGAUUUGGAGACUGGAAAGAUUACUUAUUUCAUCAAGUUUGAUACUGGUAAUCUGUGUAUAAGUGGACAUGCUAACCUGGGAAGAAUUGGUAUGAUCAUCAGCAGAGAGAGACACCCUGGUUCUUUUGAUGUAAUUCACAUGAAAGAUACCAAUGGGAACAGCUUUGCCACCCGACUCUCCCAACAUUUUUGUUACUGGCGAAGGCAACAAACGAAUUUCUCAUCCCUGUGGAAAGGGUAUCCAUCUCACCAUUGCUGAAGAGAGA